Molecule: messenger RNA, 453 nt
Organism: Dracunculus medinensis (Guinea worm)
Lineage: Eukaryota; Metazoa; Nematoda; Chromadorea; Rhabditida; Dracunculidae
Source: the annotation of a GenBank genome assembly
AUGGAAUAUCGAAGAUGCAAGAAUUUAACAGUUAUACUUAUUUUGAUUUUCUCUAUUUUUCUCUAUUUUCUCUAUUUUUUAAAUUUAUACUUCGCAAAAUUUUUUUCGAUUAAGGAAGAAAAGCGAUAUCGUGAAAUGACUAAAUCGGUGGAUCCGAACCAAAUUUAUGGUCGCGUUAAUUUUACGCGAGGAUUUGGCGAGGAGAUUCGUUCUGCAAAUCGAAAUUUGGUUGCUGUUUUCAAUACAUUAUUAACUGUUGGUGGUGCUUUCAUUUUCGGCUUUUAUGGUAUUCAAUAUGCAUACCCAAAUUUGAAUUUGAACAACAUGGUGCGUGUUACUAUUGGCUUAAUAUUGGCAACAAUAGUUUUUUUUGCCGAUAUUUAUUUCAUUAUCACAAGAAUGGAUGAUUUAGGAGAAAAGCCAAUUCAAAAUAAAGAUAUAUUGAAUAAUUAA